CAGUAAUGCGGUGGGGGCGGCACCGGACCAGUGUCCCAAGAGCAAGCCUCUUCCUGCCAGAGCCAGAGGCCCCCUAAGUAGAGCCCUCAUGAGAUGCUUCAGGGAGCUCACCUGUGAGCCUGCGUCCUGGCAGGUGGCCAUCCCAGGCUCUGCGGAGGGCUCUCCCUAGGGCUCAAGACUGAGUCCUCCCUGGACCCACACUUGGGGACUUUUGGGUACUUUCUGCCCACCCUGCUCCCUGGUGCCUGGGGACAGAGUCUCAGAAGUCUCUGGCCCUGGCUUUGCCCCCGAGCGCUGGUUCUCAGGGUUAGAUCCACACCCAGGGCUGGGGACGUGUGGCUGGUGCCACGUGGGUGCAGGGUCGGCUGGGGGUGUCCGUAGCUGGGCAGGGGCACUAGUCCCACUUGCUGGGCGUCCUGAGAACAGUAGCCUGGCUCUGUCCCGCCCCCUGCUGCGGGCUGGGGGGCGGGGCGUGGGGCGGGGCAACCCGCGGGUGCGCAUGCCUGUCGCCAGUGGCCCGUCGAGGGCCCGGCGUGCUGCACGCGGCCAUGGAGCCGCGGCCAAGGGGCUGCGUGGCAGCGGGGGCUGCGGAGUCGGAGAGGUGGACGCCCCCAAGGGCAGACGCACCCAGGGUCAGCAGACCUGUCUCUCAGGUGCUGCUGCUGCUGCUGCCGGGAGUCCGGGUUCAGGGCAGCACUCCUGGCUCCAGGUGUGACUGUACCAGUGACAUCCAGAGGAGGUAUGGCCCGUUUUGUUGCAGGGGCUGCCCAAUGGGGCACUACCUGAAGGCCCGCUGCACGGAGCACUGUGGCGACUCCACCUGCCUUCCGUGUCCCCGGGGCACCUUCUUGGCCAGGGAGAACCAUUAUAAUGCCCACUGCACCCGAUGCCAGGCCUGUGACGAGGAGGCCUUCCAGGUGGCCUUGGAGAACUGCUCUGCGGUGGCAGACACCCGCUGUGGCUGCGCACCCGGCUGGCUUGUCGACUGCUCGGUCAAACCGUGUAUGGCGAAUUCACCGUUCCGAUGUCUCCAGUGCCCAGACUGCAAGUCCCCUGACCGCCACACACCUGUGCCCUGUUCCGGCAGAGACAACAGCUGUGGGCCCUGCCUGCCUGGCUUCUAUGAGCACAGCGAUGGCUGCAUGUCCUGCCCCACGAGCAUCCUGGGAAGCUGUCCCGAGCCCUGUGCUGCCGUGUGCGGCUGGAGGCCCAUGUUCUGGGUCCAGGUGCUUGUGGCUGGCCUGCUGGUCCCGUUCCUACUUGGGGUCACCUUCGUCUACUUGUAUUGGCGCUGCCAGUCUCACAAGCUGGUAGUUCCCGUAGACAAAGCUGGCACAGAGGCCCUGACCCCACCUCAGAGUUCCCACCUGUCGCCCCUGGACAGCACCCAUGCCCUCCUUGCACCCCCUGGCAACAAUGGGAAGGUCUGCACUGCCCAGUUAGUAGGCAGCGGCUGGACCCCUGGCUCCCCCCAGGCCCCGGAGGUGCCCUGUCAGCACGUGCCACAGUCCUGGGACCAGCUGCCCAGCCAAGCUCUUGGGUCUCCUCCGGCACCUCCGCUGUCGCCAGCGCCCCCUGCAGGCUCUCCCGCCGCCGUGCUCCAGCCCGGACCGCAACUGUACGACGUGAUGGACGCGGUCCCUGCGCGGCGCUGGAAGGAGUUCGUGCGCACGCUGGGGCUGCGCGAGGCGGAGAUCGAGGCAGUGGAGGUGGAGAUCGGCCGCUUCCGUGACCAGCAGUAUGAGAUGCUCAAGCGCUGGCGCCAGCAGCAGCCCGCGGGGCUGGGCGCCGUCUAUGCAGCCCUGGAGCGCAUGGGGCUGGACGGCUGCGCCGAGGACCUGCGCCUCCGCCUGCAGCGCGGUCCUUGACGCGGGGGUCUCCUGCGGCUUUGGCGCUCGGGUGACCCUGGCAGAAGCCUUAAGUACGGUUACUUAUGCAUGUAGACAUUUUAUGUCACUUACUGAGUUCCCCGGCAGGGCCCUGCGUAGCAGCGCCCGCCGGCCUCGGCCUGCCGCGCCCCGCGGCCCCGUUGUUUCGCACAGGCGGGGCGGGGAGGGGGCGAGUGCGGGAGGGGCGCGAGAUCGCCCAGCCCUCCUCUUGGCCCGAGUUGGGUUGAGACCUUGGAAUUAAAUUCAUGAAGGCAAGA
Messenger RNA from Chinchilla lanigera (long-tailed chinchilla), 2146 nucleotides. RefSeq names its product tumor necrosis factor receptor superfamily, member 25 (gene Tnfrsf25). The record is from RefSeq and is a predicted model, not a curated record. The transcript is spliced from 10 exons. Gene Ontology annotation, cellular component: plasma membrane. NCBI's taxonomy places the organism in Eukaryota, Metazoa, Chordata, Mammalia, Rodentia, Chinchillidae. Gene Ontology annotation, biological process: signal transduction. Gene Ontology annotation, molecular function: protein binding. The coding region runs from base 549 to 1868 and encodes 439 amino acids.